AACCCUAGAUCAGAGAAAUAGAACCGCAGGAGAGGAGAGAGAGCUAACACACCCGUCAAGCUAAAGAAGAAUCUGCAGGAGCUCGAUCCGUGAGCGUCAAUGGCGGAGCACUUGGCGUCUAUUUUCGGGACCGAGAAGGACAGAGUGAACUGCCCCUUCUACUUCAAGAUCGGAGCUUGCAGGCAUGGCGAUCGCUGCUCUCGGCUCCACACCAAGCCCACCAUCAGCCCCACCAUCCUCCUCUCCAACAUGUACCAGCGUCCCGACAUGCUAACCCCCGGCGUCGACCCCCAAGCUCAGAACCUCGAUCCCCGCAAGGUCCAGGACCACUUCGAGGAUUUCUACGAAGAUUUGUUUGAGGAGCUCAGCAAGUACGGGGACAUCGAGAACUUAAAUAUCUGCGACAAUAUUGCCGACCACAUGGUUGGAAAUGUGUACGUGCAGUUCCGAGAGGAAGAACAUGCUGCCAAUGCGGUUCAGAAUUUAACUGGAAGGUUUUAUGCAGGGCGCCCCAUCAUCGUUGACUUCUCUCCAGUGACCGAUUUUCGCGAAGCUACUUGCAGGCAAUAUGAGGAAAAUGUGUGCAAUCGAGGCGGUUACUGCAACUUUAUGCAUCUGAAAAAGAUUAGCAGGGAGUUGAGAAGGCGAUUAUUUGGGAGAAGUAGGCGCAGGCACAGCCGUAGUCGAAGUCCUCAUAAGCCUAGUUUCGAGAACCGUCCGCAUGGCUCUCGCGGUCCAAACAGACGAGAUGAUGACAGAGAUCGCCGUCACCAUGAUCGGGGUAGAAAGCUGAGAAGCCGAAGCCCUGGGCACCGCGGGGGAAGGAGUGCAAGCCCCGGAGGUAGGAGGAACAGGAGUCCAGUCAGGGAAAGUAGUGCGGAGCGACGGGCCAAAAUUGAGCAGUGGAACAGGGAAAAAGAAGAAGCAAACAACAAGAAUGAGAACGAUAACAAUGAGGCGGAGUUUUGAUGAUGCUUUGUCACUUCUCAGUCUAGAACUGGACAGUAAAUCAUGCAUGUUCGUGUAUGACUAUCCCUUUAGAUCCUUUUUUAAUUAUCUGGUGAUUAGGUAAUGCAGAAAAGAUCAGCAGCUCUGCAAAAUUCGCUCCUUGUCAUGGAAAAUGAAUUGAGUGUGUAAUAUUCCUUGGUCAAUCGAAAUGGAUCAGUGAGAAGAACGAUUUUUUAUGGUCUCAA
Messenger RNA from Rhodamnia argentea, 1193 nucleotides. RefSeq names its product splicing factor U2af small subunit B-like. Bases 100 to 969 code for a protein of 289 amino acids. The record is from RefSeq and is a predicted model, not a curated record. The transcript is spliced from 5 exons. Gene Ontology annotation, biological process: mRNA splicing, via spliceosome. Lineage: Eukaryota; Viridiplantae; Streptophyta; Magnoliopsida; Myrtales; Myrtaceae. Gene Ontology annotation, cellular component: spliceosomal complex; U2AF complex. Gene Ontology annotation, molecular function: metal ion binding; pre-mRNA 3'-splice site binding.